UGGGAAAAUCGGCCCUUGGCAACCAACAACAAUCUGGUCGCGUGUUUCUUUGCACAGCUCUCCCAAACUUUAACGAGACUUUAGCUAUGCCUCCUAAAAAAAGCGGAAAGAAAAAUACAGAGAAGUCCAGCAAGAAAGACGGAGAAAAGAGGGAGAAGAGUGAGUCUGAAGAAGCGCUGUCCGAGGGGAAUAAAGAAUUCUACCGCGCUCAGAUACGAGACUUGGAGGAGCGAAUAGAAAAAUAUCAGCAUAAAUGUGAUGAACUGGAGGUCAGACAGAAAGAUUUCUCCACUCACUACAACAAUGUUGAGAGGGAGAAGAAGGACAUAGUUCUCUAUCUGAAGCGCUCCUUGGCUCAUAAAGAGGAUGAACUCAGUGAUCUGGCAGAGAAGCUGCAGGCAUUACAGAUAGCAAAAGAUGCAGAAAAGGAGUCGUUCACCAUGCAGCUGAGGACGCUGCGCCAUGAGUUUCAGGAGAGCAAGGACAGGCUCACCACAGAGAACAUGGCCCUAGCGGGGAAGCUUGCAUCUCUCGAGGAGUUCCGCAUGCAGAAGGAUGAGCUCAUGGCCUUGCUGGCGUCUCUGAAAGAACAGCUGGAGCAGCAGAAGCAGGAGCACCAGACAGUCAUCUACAACCUAGAGAGAAAAGCUGUGCUGGACAAUGACAGGCUGAAGAAAGAGAUGCAGCAGCAUGUGGCUGCUGUUGCUGCUGAAUUCCGCAGAGUCUCGGACAGCAGGAUGCCGGAAACGACCAUGAGAGCCAUCCAAGAGAACGUGUCGGUGACUGCUCAACUCAGGCAGCUCUCAGAUAGGAGCAAAGAGUUACUAAAGGAGAACGAUUAUCUAAAAGCCAGAGAAAAAGAGCUCAAGAGGGAAACGGAGAUUAUGGAGCCGAUUCUGAACGAGAUGACAAAGAAGAGUCUUGGAAAUCAGAAGGUGGUGAAACAGCUGACAGAAAAGUGCAAGCAGAUGCAUGUUGAGCUUGAGAACUUCACUAGGCAUAAACAAGAACACCAACAGCUGCAGGACGACCACGAUGCACUACAGAAAGAACAUGAUGACCUCAGACAGAAACAUGAAUCAGUUCUGGAGAAAUUCAGCCGAAAACAGGCAGAGGCAGAAGGACUGCAGAAGGAGCUUCAAGCGGAGAAGAUCCAGCAAGAACGGCUUGAGAUGGUUCUACAGGAGGCAGCUUCAGCUUUAAAAGAAGCUCUGAGGGAGGUGCCUAAGGAAGAGGACUCAGAAGUGCAAGUUUAUGUCAGGAAAAGUCAGAUGAUGCAGAAGCUGCUGGCCGUGCUGGACAGUGCUGCAGCCACUGGAAAAGAACCUGCCCUCAGUCAAGGGGGCCAGACAUGGCCAGACAUGGAGCCAGACAUUGGGCAUGUCAUUGGGCCAGACAUGGAGAGGAGACCAGGUCUGCGGACAUCACAGCAGAAGGCUACCUCAUGCCUCACUCACUUCGGGGCAGAAGAUUCAGGGCUGAUUACACGAAUAAAUCCCAGCUCUGUCCUGUCCAAGAUAGGACCCCUCUCUAAAAGCACACAACUCCACCUGCAAAGGAAACUGCAAAGCCAGAAAAGAACAAAGUCCUCCAGACUUCUCCCUGAGGAGGAAACACAGACCCUAAAGCCUGGAAACUUUUGAGUUGUGUAUCAAACUGAGCAUUCUGUGUAGUCUGAUUUAUUCUAACUGUUUGAAAAGGUGCUGACCUAUUUCUUUUGACAAAUUUCCCUCUCUCUGGGUGUGCAUAAUUUCAUUUAGCUCCUUCUGAUAGUAGGCCAUGCUUUUGAUCUUUGGCCACUAGAUGGCAGGAUGGCAUUUUUUAUAGAGCAUUCUCUGCUCUUCCAAAUCUGCUGAUUAACUUGGCAUUAGGAUGACAGAUGUCAGUGGCAUUUCAGUGCAAUAACAAGUGUGGGCAUGUCAGAGUAAAGAUCAUACAUGGAUAAAUCCAAUAUUUAAUAGAAAAAGAAGAAGAAGCUCUAACUAACUAUCUGUUUGACCACUUUUUGUACUACCAUUGUCUAUUACUCUAUACAACACUGCAUGAAUAUACUGAAUACGGAAACACUCUCUUACAGUGUGAUGUGCCAUUUCCUGAUGGAGGGAUUACACUUAGGGAGAAAAGAGCAUUACAUGUUUGUUUUUUUUAUCUCGCAUGGCCAUACUGUAUGGUGCCCCUCGGUCUAUGUAAAUCCUUACCAUUAUCUGUUUGCCAAGUGAUGAUUACUGCAGCUGUGUCUACCCCCUCCAAACAUCUCGGAAUAUAAAUGAAGGAUGAUAGUAUUCCAAGAAAAUCAUGAUUUGUAUGGUUUAAGUGAUUAAAAAUGAAGUUAUGUGACACAUUUUACAUGUACAACACUCUGUAAAGACUUCAUCAUCAGUCCAUUUGUGGUCCUGACUCCUGCCCACCUCGACCUUGUCUCAAACCAAAAUCAAUUCUUUCUGGAUGUCCGACUCACUGGGAAAAAGUCAUCAAAAAUGCAUGAGCACGGCUAUAUUUGGUAGGCCAUUAGAUUUCCCUUUUCAUCAGCUUUUGCAGGAAACUGUCACAGGCCAGCUCUUGACAAGAAGAUUCGCUAGCUGUAUAAUUUUGUUUUAUAUCAAAUUGCAGGCUUCAUAUAAAGGGAAAAUGUCAUAUCUUAAUAAAUAAGUGAAGACGUC
Astyanax mexicanus (Mexican tetra) is the source of this 2660-nucleotide messenger RNA. RefSeq names its product cilia and flagella associated protein 157 (gene cfap157). Gene Ontology annotation, cellular component: cilium; ciliary basal body. NCBI's taxonomy places the organism in Eukaryota, Metazoa, Chordata, Actinopteri, Characiformes, Acestrorhamphidae. Bases 87 to 1643 code for a protein of 518 amino acids. The transcript is spliced from 9 exons. Gene Ontology annotation, biological process: sperm axoneme assembly. Gene Ontology annotation, molecular function: microtubule binding. The record is from RefSeq and is a predicted model, not a curated record.